AUGGAAGAGGAGGAUGCAGAAUCUCCUGGAACUGGCCAAAGAGCAAGGAAAGGCUCCCAUCCCAUCCAGGCUGGGAGUGGUGUUGAAUUCUGGGGGAAAGCUGUGCCAGAAAUCCUGGCUCAGGACACUGUGAUCUCAGAUGAACAUUGCCAGCGUUUCCGGCACUUCUGCUACCAUGAGGCUGAUGGGCCCCGAGAGAUGUGGCGACCCUCUGUAACGAUAAAAGCUAACUUCUCUGAGGCGGAAGGAGCUUCGUCAGAGGACGGACAGAGGGUGCAGGUCCAGGAGUGUGCCCAAGAUGCCCCCUCACCUGGCGGGCCACGCGCCCUGGCGUGCACCGGUCUCCUUAUCUCAUGGCUGAAGGUGGAAGACGCGCCUCGCUCCAUUACCGCUUCACACCAUCCCACCCGCCGGAGAGGAGGUGCCCACCCAGCUGCGCCCACCCAGCCACCUCCCCCCGUCCUUUACUGGUGCAAUGAGGCCUAUGCGGCCAUGCUGCGCCCACCUCCCCCCGUCCUGGCAGCUGCUUCUAGCCCGGGCUGCACCUUGCGUCCUCUCCAGCCAGCGGGAUGGUGUGAAGCAGCGGCGUACUACAAAUAUAGAUCACAGCUCCUUGUGCACAAAAGAAUACACACAAAGGAAAAACCCUUUGAGUGUUCAGAAUGUGGAAAGAAAUUCACUGUGAGUUUCAGUCUCCAAAUACAUCUAAGGACCCACACAGGGGAGAAACCUUUCGAAUGCUCAGAGUGUGGAAAGAGAUACAGUUCCAGUUCCAGCCUUCAGCAACAUAAGAGAACCCACACUGGGGAAAAACCAUUUGAAUGCUCAAAGUGUAGAAAGAAAUUCAUUUCAAGUGGCCAUCUUCACCGCCAUAAAAGAACCCAUACAGGGGAGAAACCUUUUGAAUGCUCAGAGUGUGGAAAGAGAUUCAUUUCAAAUUACCGUCUUCACCACCAUAAAAGAACCCAUACAGGGGAGAAACCAGUUGAAUGCUCAGAGUGUGGAAAGAGAUUCAUUUCAGGUAGCCAUCUUCACCGCCAUAAAAGAACCCACACAGGGGAGAAACCAUUUGAAUGCUCAGAGUGUAGAAAGAGAUACACUAGCAAUUCCAGUCUUCAAACGCAUCUAAGAACCCACACAGGGGAGAAACCUUUUGAAUGCUCAGAGUGUGGAAAGAGAUUCAUUUCAAGUGGCCAUCUUCACCGCCAUGAAAGAACCCACACAGGGAUGAAACCGUUUGAAUGCUCAGAAUGUGGAAAGAAAUUCAUUCAGAGUUCUGAUCUUCAAAGGCAUCAAAGAACCCACACAGGGGAGAAACCAUUUGAAUGCUCAGUCUGUGGAAAGAGAUUCAGUUCAAAUAACUAUCUUCACCAGCAUCAAAGAACCCACACAGGAGAGAAACCUUUUGAAUGCUCAGAAUGUGGAAAAAGAUUCAAUUCAAAUACGUAUCUUCACCAGCAUCAAAGAACCCACACAGGGGAGAAACCGUUUGAAUGCUCAGUAUGUGGAAAGAGAUUCAAUUCAAAUACCUAUCUUCACCAGCAUCAAAGAACCCACACAGGAGAGAAACCUUUUGAAUGUUCAGACUGUGGAAAGAGAUUCAGUCAGCGUCUCCUUGUGCACAAAAAAAUACACACAAAGGAAAAACCCUUUGAGUGUUCAGAAUGUGGAAAGAAAUUCACUGUGAGUUCCAGUCUCCAAAUACAUCUAAGGACCCACACAGGGGAGAAACCUUUUGAAUGCUCAGAGUGUGGAAAGAGAUUCAUUUCAAGUGGCCAUCUUCACCGCCAUAAAAGAACCCAUACAGGGGAGAAACCAGUUGAAUGCUCAGAGUAUGGAAAGAGAUUCAUUUCAGGUAGCCAUCUUCACCGCCAUAAAAGAACCCACACAGGGGAGAAACCAUUUGAAUGCUCAGAGUGUAGAAAGAAAUUCAAUCAGGGUAGUGAUCUUCAAAAGCAUCUAAGAAUGCACACAGGGCAGAAACCUUUUGAAUGCUCAGAGUGUGGAAAGAGAUUCAUUUCAAGUGGCCAUCUUCACCGCCAUAAAAGAACCCACACAGGGGAGAAACCGUUUGAAUGCUCAGAGUGUGGAAAGAAAUUCUUUCAGAGUUCUGAUCUUCAAAGGCAUCAACGAACCCACACAGGGGAGAAACCGUUUGAAUGCUCAGUCUGUGGAAAGAGAUUCAGUUCAAAUAACUAUCUUCACCAGCAUCAAAGAACCCACACAGGAGAGAAACCUUUUGAAUGCUCAGAAUGUGGAAAAAGAUUCAAUUCAAAUACGUAUCUUCACCAGCAUCAAAGAACCCACACAGGAGAGAAACCUUUUGAAUGUUCAGACUGUGGAAAGAGAUUCAGUCAGCGUUUCAGUCUUCGAAUGCAUCUAAGAACGCACAAGAGGGGAAACUGUAUGACUGCUUAG
Euleptes europaea (tarantolino) is the source of this 2418-nucleotide messenger RNA. RefSeq names its product zinc finger protein 345-like. The record is from RefSeq and is a predicted model, not a curated record. Lineage: Eukaryota; Metazoa; Chordata; Lepidosauria; Squamata; Sphaerodactylidae. Gene Ontology annotation, biological process: regulation of immune system process; regulation of cytokine production; negative regulation of transcription by RNA polymerase II. The transcript has 7 exons. Bases 1 to 2418 code for a protein of 805 amino acids.